Stylonychia lemnae is the source of this 1413-nucleotide messenger RNA. NCBI's taxonomy places the organism in Eukaryota, Ciliophora, Spirotrichea, Sporadotrichida, Oxytrichidae. The record is from the annotation of a GenBank genome assembly.
AUGGAGCUAGAUGAAUAGCUAAAACAAGGAAAGUUAUCUUCAAAAAAUCUCUUUUAAGAUAAGAAAGAUAUGAAAGAAGGUAAAAAGGCUAGGACAAAAACUCUUGUAAAGCCUAUAAUAGAGAAACUUGAGUUUGAAAGUAAUGAACACAAGAGAGACUAACUAGCAAGAAAAAAGAAAACUUAGGCAAUCACAAAGAUAAACAUUCAUUAUACUCCUGCUAAUCCAAAAGAAAUUCUUGUACUCAAUUCUAAUUAACCUAUCAAACCUAAGUCAAGGGUAAAAACUGAGUAUUCAGCAUAAGCCUUAAAGAAAGAAUAAGAGUCCAAGAUUAGAUCCUAGUAAUUUUCUAAAGAGCUAGAUAAGAUUCUUUCAAGUGAUGCUUUUUUCAACAGAAGCAAAGUUCAAAAGUCUGAGCCUGUAAACUGUAUCAUUGAAUUAUCUUAGUUGAGUUAUGCCAAAAUGACACAAAAAACAAAGGAAUUUAUUAGUGCAAAUUAAAACUCAAAGUUGAAUUCAUCAAUUGAGUAAUUAAGUGGUAGUAAGACCCCUAGAAAAGGUCAAAAAUAAAAGAAAGAUAGUACAGAGAAUUUUCUCAAGAGUAAAUGUAAGAAAUCUAGCAGUCCCGUUCAUAAAUCAAUUGAUACCCUUAAUUAAAAGCAAAUAAAAUCAAAGAGAGUUGAGGAUACUCCUAUUUCAAAGAGAAAGGCUAAGGAGGCAAAGAAAAAAUAGUAGCAAUCUCAUUUUCAGCAUCAAUAUCAUACCCAGAAGUAAUCUUAGUAAGAUAAUUCUAUUGUAUGUACAAUCAGUGAUGAAGUCAAAGUUUCAGCAGAAACCUAUCAAUCUCGUGGUCAUGAUUAUGUAACUUUUGGUGAACCUAGCAGUUUAGACUAAGUAGAUGUUUCUGUUGCUGAGCCCUAAGCAAAGUCUAGGAAGGCUAAGACUAAGAAAACUUUGAAGGUAAAUUCUCAGCUGCUUGAAAAUGAUGUGAUCAAAGAAAUAUCCUCAGAAAAUUUAUUCAAUUAGCUGGCUAAAUCAAAUAAUGAAUUGAGCUCUUUCUCUCAAGAACUUAUGAAUGAUUUUCACAGGAUCAUUUAGAAUGGUCGAGAAGAUUUUAUAAACAGAAAAAGGGUAUAGUAGAAUGACAGUCCUUACAGAGUGAUUGAGGAAUAGAGCAUUCAGCUUCCCAGAAUUCUAAGCAUUAUCAGGAUCUAUUUCUCUUUAACUAAGAGGAGACUAAGAGUGAGAGUCUAAGUUGAGGAUUCUAAUAGUGAGAUUGGCUAUAUUUUUACCAAUAUUGAUCUAACUGAAUUGAACAAAGAAUCUCCAGUGCUCUUUGUUGAGUAUAUCUAGAGAUUAUUUAACAAGAAGUAGCAAGAAGAUCAAUCCAGCACUGCUUCAUUCCAGAGUUGA